This is a messenger RNA of Mya arenaria, 1575 nucleotides long. RefSeq lists its product as uncharacterized. NCBI's taxonomy places the organism in Eukaryota, Metazoa, Mollusca, Bivalvia, Myida, Myidae. The transcript is spliced from 4 exons. The record is from RefSeq and is a predicted model, not a curated record. Bases 1 to 1575 code for a protein of 524 amino acids.
AUGGCUUCAUACAGAGACAUUCUGAAAGAGAAGGAGAACCAGAACUGGCUUAAAGGCUCCCUCGCACUUAGGAUCUCAAAGGCCGGUCUACGGGAUCUUGUAGAAGGCGACUCAUACCGCGUUCAGCAAAAGAUUUAUUCCGCAAUCAUUCAGGCUCGGAACCUCGCACCUGGGGCAUCAUGUAAUCUUUGUCUGACGGAGAACCUUAUGCGCUGUCCUACAAAAGGACUGUGCUCAACUCCUCGAAACUGCAAGUAUCACAAUUCUGCACUAAAAAUGUCCAGACCUUGCCCCUCGCAGAUAUGCGAUGAUUUCCGGGAUGAAUUAUGCGCUGUUCACAGAUACGGAGGACCGUCUUGGAAGAACACUAAGGCUGACCAGUGGUGUUCCAGCCAUUGGCAAGUUGCCAAAUCUUUAAUGCCACCUGACGGCUACCAAGAUGUUUCCACGUUUGACGAGACAGAUUUCAAUGGCAUCAUAAGCGUUAUGAUCAACUGUACAGAGAUCCAACAAAGCGUUUCCUUCAAUAUCACCAACCAACCCAACGUUUUAACGACGGCUCGGCAGAUUGGUCGAAGUAUUCGUCAUUCUCCAGAUUUAAAAGUGACAGAUAACGACUUAGCUGACUAUUUUGCCACACUGAAUACACUUUUAACAGACUCAAAAUAUCUUGCUAGUGACAGCAAUGCCCAACAAGCUGUUAUUAAACUAAAACAGCUUGAAAAAGACUCUCUUUCAAUAUCGUCCGAAGAUGUCCAUGAACUACUUGAUGAAGCCAGAAAAACAAUAGAAGUUGGAAAGCAUGAGCUUGUGAUGUCCCUGGAGACAGGAAAGCAAGAUAUUCAAAAUGUGGUGACGGGGGCUGUAAGAGCCGUUGAGACUGGAAAACGUGAACUAGAAUCGACGUUGAGUGAUAGUAAAUCAUGGAUUGCUUCGGUAAAACGUCAACUAGAAGAGAGGUAUUCGAAGGGAACAACAAUAGUCGCAACUCGAAAAAGUGAGUUGGAAGAAUUGUGCUUGAAUGGUAACACUGCCGUUGCAAAAGGGAAAUUUGAAAUUGAAGAGGCGGUGUCGAAGAGUAACAUGGCCAUUGAAACUGGUAAACGCGAAAUAAAAGAGACGUUGAUGGAGAGUAAAACAGCCAUUGAAACUGGAAAACGCGAAAUAAAAGAGACGUUGAUGGAGAGUAAAACCUCUAUUGAAACUGGAAAACGCGAAAUUGAAAAGACGGUCUUGGAGGGUAAAACAGCUAUUGAAACUGGAAAACGCGAAAUGGAAGAGACGGUCUUGGAGGGUAAAACAGCUAUUGAAACUGGAAAACGCGAAAUGGAAAAGACGGUCUUGGAAGGUAAAACAGCUAUUGAAACUGGAAAACGCGAAAUGGAAGAGACGGUCUUGGAGGGUAAAACAGCUAUUGAAACUGGAAAACGCGAAAUGGAAAAGACGGUCUUGGAGGGUAAAACAGCUAUUGAAACUGGAAAACGCGAAAUAAAAGAGACGUUGAUGGAGAGUAAAACAGCCAUUGAAACUGGAAAGCGCGAAAUAAAAGAGACAAGAGACCGUGAUGGAGAGUAA